AUUACAUAUAUUUGAGUAGAAUGAAUAUUUUAACAACAAUAAGUUUUCUAAUCCAUGAACAUGGGAUGUGAAGCAUAAAGUUAACAGAAAGAUGGGAAUAAUAAAUGUUAGAACAGAAAUAAAUAAUAUAAAAAAACAAUAGAAUAAAUCAAUAAAAACUCAGGAUUUUUAAAAAUGUAAGCAUAAUUGGCCAAAUAAUAGGUGGACCAAGAAAAAAGGAGACUCAAAUAUAAUCAGAAAUGAAAGAGGAAACAUUGCAUCUAACCUACCGAUGCCUUAGAAAUUAAGAAGGACCAAAAUUGACUACUAUGAACAAUUGCAUGCCUACAAAUUGGAUGACUUACAAGAAAUAAGUAAAUUUUUAGAAAUAUACAACCUACAAUGACUGAAUCAUGAAGAAAUAGAAACUCUGAACAGAUAAAAAACUAAUAACAAGAUUGAAUCAGUAAUCAAAAACCUCCCAAGAAAGAAAAUGCGGGACAAGACGGUUUCACUUGUGAAUUCUACCAAACAUAUAAAAAGUACAAACACUAAUAUUUCUAAAAACAUUCCAAACAUUAAAGAAGUGAGAACACUUUGAGACUCAUUUUAUGGAACUGGCUUUAUGUUGAUAACAAAGACAGGCAAAGAUACUACAAGAAAAGGAAACCACAGGCGAAUAUCUUCAAUGAACAGAUUCCUAUUGCUUUUCUAUCUGUAGUUCCUUAGUUGUAUCGUGUCUGAGACACCAUCAGCUCUUUUGCCCUUGAUUUCCCUAUGUGCUAUAUGAGGUCCUCUGCAAUGAAAUGAGCUUUUCUCUGAAAACACAUUAAAAGGUUGUUGCAUAAUUCCCUUUUCCUCACAUGCAAGACACAACCAUAACCUCGGACGCACCAUGACGGUGGUGAAAUAUGAGUAGAAAGGAACACGGGCCCUUGCAUUACUACAUGUAGCAGAGAUGCCCAAUGUUUAGGAAUGCAUUUUGGACUUUGCACUAGUGAGAAGCUUUUAUUCUUUAAAAAACAUGCUAGAUAGAUUGCCAAAAUUAAUGAAUACAUCAUCUUCUCCAUAAAGUGGCAUUUUCCAUAAACUGGUUUAUUUUUAGAAACAUAUAACCCAGUUUUUUUCAGAUCCAAUAGUCAACAUAAACAUCUGAAGAUCAUUUAGCCAUAUUUUUAAAAGGCCAACACAAAUUGUUUUCUAUUAAAUAAAAACAAUGGUGUGGCUACCAAAUGAAGUUUAUAUUGCUAACAAAUGAUAAAUAAAUGAUGUAGCAUUAUUUAGGCAGCUCUGUAUUUGGACAUAUAAUAACAUAAAUGUACCUUCAUAAAAAGAGAAAAUAAAUUCCUCAUGAGGUAAUAAUAUCCAUGUCUAGACUAUUGCUUUACAGCUGAUGUUUCCCUUUCACAUUUCUGUAUUUUAUACUUAUAUAAAGUCAAAAUUCAGUAUUAAGAUUAAUUAAGUGAAGUUGGUAAGGCAAAUAUCAAGGGCUUUAGAAAAGCACUAUACAAACAAGAUAUCACACGGGACAGUGUUAUAUCUAAUUGCACAAACUGUAGGCUCCAAGGCAAUACUUCAGUGAUAUUCUCUAGUCUUGAGGUCCCCAAGGUCUUGGGGGCAUAUAUUUGUGACACAGUUUGGUGCUAGGACUUAGUUUCUAGAUGUGACCUUAUCUCUGCUAUCUAUGAGUUUUCUUAAUAGGUUGGGGAAAAAGGUAACAUUUAAAAUCUUCAAGAAAAUAUACUCGCGACACUCCUACUGUUGUUUUCAGGUUUGUUUCUAUUAAUUAAAUACUAAGCAGGAGCAUUAUUGGAGUUCAUUAAUUUCAGCAAAAGAUCCUUCAGUAAAUGAAUCACUCAAAUGCCUCUGUAUUUAGGUGAGUUGAUUUAGAUAUUUAAAUUUUAUUUUAGAAGAAAAAGACUAAGUUCUGGUAAUCUUAGUAUGAGACAAACACACAUGUAGGUCAAAGUCCUCCCCAAUCCACUUAGUUCAACGAGCAGAGGACUUUUGUUGUUAUAUCCCAAUUCCUUCUCUCUUUCAAAUGAUAUAAAUUCUGAUUUUCUCAUCAGGCUCCCACCAUGUACCCAGCAAUGAAAUCAAUACUUUGGCAAAUAAAGAAGAAUAAAACAAAAUUAGCCUUAUCUUUAAACUUCCUAUACUUUCUGAGGAGAUAAGUGAGACUAAUAACCAAAUCUGUAAAUGACAGGAUAUGACUUAUGGUAAUUUUGAGUUAUAAACACUAGUGUUUGCAAUGUAUACAGAGAAGAAGAAACAAUGAGUAAUCUUUAUAACAGUAAAAGGUAAAAUAAAGCAUUAUAAAGGUGAUAAUAGAUAGCACACUUUAUGUAAAUGAGCAUGUGCUCUAUGACAACCUGAUACAUCUACCAUGACUUUAAGAAUGUGUUAGUGGUAAUGAGAUUGAAUAUCUAGAUCUAAGCAGUUUGGGAAAAUCCAGACUGCACAAUGUAGUUUUCAUGCAUUCAUCAGUAAAAAGCAUUAGGGAUUGUUAAAGUCAUUGACUCUCAGGUUAAAUUGAUUACAGAAAAUUAUUCUUGCAAUGUUGCAAAGGAUAUUUCACAUUGAGGAGCGUGACUGUGGAAUACAGUCACAAUCUAGUUUUAUAGUGUUAAGAUUUUUAUAAAUAAUUGUUUCAGGGAAAUUGCUGAGUAAUUGCUCCUUUUGGAAGAUAUCUUUCCUACAGGUACAAGCUUGUGGGAACUAGAGAAAGCUAUUGUGUAAUGGAAAAACAUAAAGGAGAAUUGGGAAUAUAUAGUUAUGACUUAGAGUAAAGCCACAAAUGAAAUUCUACAGUACUUCCAUUGUGUGGGUUCAGGAAAAUGAUUCUCUGCAUUGUAUUCACAAAUGUGUCCACAUGUUGAUAGCUGUGCUAUAUAAGCCUCAUUUCAAUAACUAUUCAAGGUUUUUGAAACCACACUAAUUAGCUAUAAUUCUAAAAAUAUAAAACUGAAUAUCUAAUACGCUUCAUAGCAUGUCUUGUAACCAUUACAAUCAUUAGCAAUCUUUCUGCUUCCAUUCUACUGAUUUAAAUUUCAUAUCAUGAAUAUAUUAUCACAUUUUAUUAUUGAGGAAAUGCCUAGUGGCACCAAGGCAGAUUCAUUGAAUAUUAAGAUGUCCUAUUUGAGAUGGGUCCCCCUGACACUUAUCCUUGGCAAAGCUUUAAACUUAAAUCAAAGGGAUGGAAUGUAUUUUUCCUAAAAACUAAUAUUUAUUUGCACUAUUCAGUACUUUUAUGUUUAUUGUUGUCUAUCACCUACCUAUCUUCUGAAAUUUGCCACCUCAGAAAAUAAAGAACUUUUCAUUUACCAUUGCUUCAACUAUUUAUCACUGCAGAAACAUACAUCACAUAUUUUGUUGCAAUAACCUUCUCAUAAGUGAUAUAAUACAUCAUUAAAAAUAACAUUAAACAUUUUUCAAGUUUAGUUCAACAUGCAUGAGAAAGAUUAGCAUAUUAGUGCAACACAGCUCCAGAAUGUGUUGAAAGUAUUGGAUUACAAGGAAUGAGAAGGGUGUUAAAAAUAAAACCACCAAUAAAACGUUAAAUUUACCACUUUACAGGAAUGUUAACAUUUUACAAUUUGUUAAGAGUUGUAAGUUAACUAUCUCAUAGCUUUAGCGAUAAGGCAGAAAUGAAACUGUAGAAAAGUCUAUAUUUCCUCCAACAGAAAUAUUUGCACUUAUCUCAGAUUCAUGCAAACUUAGAGUGGCCCUUCUCAUGAAGCCUGAUGUCUAUGAUGAUGGAUUCAAAAAAAUCAGACUGCUGCAGUCACCUUCAUCCUCUUGGGCUUCUCAGAAUAUCCAGACCUUCAGCUGCCCCUGUUCCUGGUGUUCCUGACCAUCUACACAGUCACUGUGCUGGGGAACCUGGGCAUGAUCAUGGUCAUCAGGAUCAACCCCAAACUCCACACCCCAAUGUACUUUUUCCUCAGCCACUUGUCCUUUGUUGAUUUCUGUUAUUCCACCACAGUUACACCCAAAUUGCUGGAGAACUUGGUUGUGGAAGACAGAACCAUCUGCUUCACAGGAUGCAUCAUGCAAUUCUUCUUUGCCUGCAUAUUUGUGGUGACAGAAACAUUCAUGCUGGCAGCGAUGGCCUAUGACAGAUUUGUGGCCGUGUGUAAUCCUCUGCUGUACACGGUUGCAAUGUCCCGGAGGCUUUGCUCCUUGUUAGUGGCUGCAUCAUACUCUUGGAGUUUAGUUUGUUCCCUAACAUACACAUACUUUCUGUUGACUCUAUCUUUUUGUAGGACUAAUUUCAUCAAUAACUUUCUCUGUGAGCACGCUGCCAUUGUUGCUGUGUCCUGUUCUGACCCCUAUGUGAGCCAGAAGGUUAUUUUAGUUUCUGCCACAUUCAAUGAAAUAAGCAGCCUGGUGAUCAUUCUCACUUCCUAUGCUUUCAUUUUAAUCACUGUCAUGAAGAUGCCUUCCACUGGGGGGCGCCAGAAAGCGUUCUCCACGUGUGCCUCCCACCUGACCGCCAUUACCAUUUUCCAUGGGACUAUUCUUUUUCUCUACUGUGUUCCCAACUCCAAAAGUUCAUGGCUCAUGGUCAAGGUGGCCUCUGUCUUUUACACAGUGGUCAUUCCCAUGCUGAACCCCUUGAUCUAUAGCCUCAGGAACAAGGAUGUAAAAGAGACAGUCAGAAAGUUAGUCAUUACCAAAUUAUUAUGUCAUAAAAUAUAAUGCUAGAAAUAUUAAUAAUUUAUCCUUGAGAGUAACAGUGCAGUUGUUUAAUAACCAGUCAUUGCAUGAAAUUGUGAUAACCCUCCGACAGUCCAAUAUCUAUUCACACUGAUGUUUAGUAAAAUAACUUCAAAGUUAUAAAUAUUGUUAGUAAAAUAACUUCAAAGUUAUAAAUAUUGUAAGUAUGAAAUCUCAGAUCAUUUAAACUAAAUUGUUUAUGCAGAAUAUUGUAAUACAAAAGCUUUUGUGUUAGUAUACGUUUAUGUGUGAUUGCCUAGGUCAAAUUUCAGUUCAAUUCAAAUAUGGCAAAAUGUAAAAAUUUUUGAGAUGAUCUGAAGAAUAGUAGUUUACAAUGAGGAAGUUUACCUGAUAACAAAAUUACUAUAAGAGCUCUUCAGUAUAAAACACUAUCUAAAAAUAAUUGCAAUUGAUUCUACAUGGGCAAUUUUGGCAUUAGAAGAUUUGCAGACAAACAAAAAUAAAUAAGAAAAUUAUCUUCCUUACAAAGUCCAAAAUCUGGUAUAGUUAAAUUAUACUUGGUAUUAUAAAUUAUAUUUUUCUUUAUGCAAUAUAAUAAGAAAAUGAUAAAUAUUUUUGCCAAUAAAUGCCCAUCACCCUAGUGUUGCCAUUUAUGCCAAUAUGAUUGUGCAUGUUAUUUAUUUAUUAAAAAUUUAAUUGAGCUAAUUUUCUAUUCAUUUUCCUUUGUAAGAAAUAAUAUAGAGGAAUUCCAAUUAUCUUUUAACCAGUUUCCCCCUGUGAUAGUACAAUAUAACAACCAGGAUAAUGAUAUUGAGAUAAUACACAUAUAUUAUUAGUUAUUUAUUGAUGAAAAUAAAUAUUCAUAAAGUCAGUGAUAUCCAACAGUAAGUAAUCCUUUCGAAUAAGUGACUUGACUGGGGUAGCUCUGUUGAUAUCAGUUGGGCCACUUGGGUGUCAAGAAUAGGGUAACUUGAUCAGCUAUCUUUGGAUCUACAGACCUGUAUGUAUGUCAUCUUCUUUGGAACAUUUGGCUAAUAGUCUUUGUUGAAAGCAGAGCCACGAUAGAGUAUUCCAAUAAUAAAAGCAUACUUCAAGUUCCUGCUUGGGUCUCACCUGUUAACAUUUUAUGAGUCAGAGAAAAUCACAUGUCCAAGCCCCAAAGCAAGAGUUGAGAAAGUUAUCUACUUCUUGUACAGCUGCAAAGUUACAAGUCAACAGUGAUGGGUACAGGGAGAAAUGAAAAACUGGGUUAAAAAUCGACUGAAACAUUUACAUCUUUAAACACAUUCUUCCUUGAUAAUGCCAGAUAACUUUAUUGCAGAAAACAGAUAACCCAUGGCUGUAACUGGUUUUAGAGAAGUUUUCAAAUAAUUGAAAUAAUUUGACUGCCUCAACCAAAUGGCUGGUUGAGAUUAGGUAUAAGAACUUACUUUUUCUCCUUGUGUCUUGGCAAUCAUGAUUAAGACUUGCAAGCACAGAAUAUGAAGACAACCAUAUGUUGUAGGUCCAAUCCAACCUAUUAAAAGUUGCUUGUUUCCCCUCAAGGUUUAUUUUUAUUUUCAAUAAAAAGUUGAAUAAUUUUUUACUGUAAUGCUUUACACCAAAUGACAUGUCUAUGUAACUUACUGUGCAGGGACACACAACAAAAUUCUCAACACUUAGAGAACAUAGCAAAAGUAACAGAGGAUUUACUUUAAGUUUUAACUGUCAAUAAUGAGUCAUAAUUAAACACUCUAGUCGAGUAUUUUAAAAUCUGUGUGUGUGUGUGUGUGUGUAUGCAUGUGUGUAUAGUUUAAUAAAGAUGUUAAGGAACACGAAAAAGGAUUUAGAAAGUUUGAGUAUGCACUGCAGAAUAUUUAGUAUAUUCAAUAAGGUUUUGAGGAUAAACUUAGAAUAUAUUAUUUUUAAAUAUGAUUUUGAAGUUAUGUAAGCAGUAAUUUGGUAGGUUUCUUUUAGUAGAAAAUAAAAAUAAAAGAAAAAAAGAAGAGUUGCAAAUCCCUUUAAGACGUGAUUUUUUUUAUUUUGAUAAAUGUUCAUUAAAUGGGCAGUUUACACAAAUAUAAUGCAAUUUUCCCCCAACAUUAUCAAAUUGUACUUUGAAUCUGAAAGUAAACAUGUUAACUGUGAAGAUAAAUGCAUUUUAGAUAAUGUAAGCUCGCUAAUGGUCAUAUUAAGGGAUAGCUAUGGGCUAUUUUUUUCUACAAAUACAUUUGUAUGCUGCUCUUCUUUUAAACCUUUGAAUCCAAUAGGUAUAAAUGUGACUUUUUUCCCGUGGAGGGCUGCGGCAGGACAUUUGCUGAGCAUAUGCACAAUACUAAAGGAAGUUCUAUAGUUUAAUGCUCACUUCUUAGUGGAUUAACAACAAUAAAAAUUAUAUCUGGACCAUUUUAUGUAAAUGUCAACUUUCAUAUUAUGUUGACUAAAUGAAGACGGCAUCAAAGAUUGUAUUAGAAAUUUAAUUUCUAAUAAAUAAGAAAUUAAGAAAAGGAUAAUAAGAAAAUAAAUUAAGAAAAGGAUAAAUUAAGAAAUUACAUUAAGAAAAGGAUAAAUAUUUGAUUCAAUAGUAUUUCCUGCUUAUGGCAUUCUAGAUACAUAAAAUAUUUAAGCUCAAGAACACCCAUGUUGGUAAAAGUUUCGCCCUGAAACUUGUCAUGCAGUUUAAGCACCAGGAAAAAAUCCUAGGGAGAGUAAAUAAAAACAAGCCUGAACCUGUGGAUGUGAGAGAACCAAAGUUCAGGAAAAUUUUUGGAGGUAAUUCUUGGCGAUUUUAGGUAACAACUUAUGAACAGAAUAUAGAAUACGACAAUACUAAUAACAAAGUUUUCGCAUAAAUUUCAACAAUAUAUAAAGCAAGUUGUAUAUUAUUCUAGGAAUUUAAAGUGGAUAUGUCAUUUAAAAUUCAUCAGUGAAUCUACCAUAUUAGCAAAAUAAGGGAGAAAAGCAUAUAUUUAUUUCAAUUUAUAUAGUAAAGAUAUUUAUUAAAAUUUAUAUCUUGUAUUAGUCAAAAUUUUCCAGAGAAAUGGAACCAAGGGAAUAAAUAUCUGCUUACCUAUAUCUAUCUCUCUCCAUUUGAAGGUAUUUAUUUACUUUAAAGAAUUAGCUCAUGCGAUUAUAAAGGCGGACAGAUACUGAGAACUUCAGGGUAAAUCAGCACGCUGGAUCCCAGGGCAGCCAAUGAUGAAAUUCUAGUCUAAUUCGGAAGGCCCAAGAACCAGAGGGCCAGGGGUGUAUUUCCAGUCAGAAGGUCAGCAGUUUUGAGAUCCAGGAAGAGCGAUGUUCCAGUUCCAGUCUAUAGGCAAACACCUAAUGUCCCAGUUCAAAGGCAGAAAGAGGAAGGAAUCUGCCUUUGCUUGGGAGAGAAUUAGCCUUUUGUUAGACUCAGGCAUAUACUGAUGGACGCUUCCCAUUCGCAUUACCAAGGGCAAUCUGCUUUACUUAGGCUUCUGAUUUAAUUGUUAAUCUCAUCCCAAAACACCCUUAUAAAAACAUCCAUAAUAAUGUUUGACUGAAUGUCUGGGCACCCCGUGGCCCAGUUAAUUGAUGCAUGAAACUAACCUUCACGCACCUGUUCUUAAUAAAACAAAACAGAAGAAAACAGAAGCUCCCAGAAAAAAUAGAAAUAGAAACGUCUUAAUUGUUACCUACCAAAUCUAUAGGUAAAUAUCACAAUUAAGUUAAAAUAAUCAGCCGGGUGUGGUGGUUCCUGCCUGUA
Macaca mulatta (Rhesus monkey) is the source of this 8371-nucleotide messenger RNA. It is a transcript of the gene OR5D3, whose product is annotated as olfactory receptor family 5 subfamily D member 3. The record is from RefSeq and is a predicted model, not a curated record. NCBI's taxonomy places the organism in Eukaryota, Metazoa, Chordata, Mammalia, Primates, Cercopithecidae. Gene Ontology annotation, cellular component: membrane. Gene Ontology annotation, biological process: G protein-coupled receptor signaling pathway. Gene Ontology annotation, molecular function: G protein-coupled receptor activity; olfactory receptor activity.